CCAGUAUCUAGCUCUUGUAGUUAAUUAAAUUUGCAAAUGGUUGUGUAUCAUGUUAUUGACGUUUACUGUAUAUAAAACGAACGGAAGGCAUAGUUGUAAAGAAUAGAAUUACUUACACUAUGCCGAAGGUUAAAGAUCUGCAUUUACAUAAAGAAGUAGAUAUGAUUACAAGUAGUGGUACAAAGAUUUUCGUGAAAACGUGGGAACUGAAUUAAAACAAAUUCUGUUUACCUAUGCAGUACUAACACAACAGAUGGUUUUUUUGCGUCAGAAAAGUGUGCUCUUGUUUGAUUGUGUAACUGGUCAUUAGUUUGUUGCUCAGUUUUACUGAUAUCGCGUGUGGUACCUGGCUGACCGCUGACCGUGAGGCAAAGCAUAUUAUCCAAAACAGUUACCACAACCAUUCUGUUUAAUUGCCGUAUUUCACACGUGAAAUUUUCGGUAAUUUAGUUCUAUAUUAUACGUAUAUAAUGCUCAAACUAAUGAACCCUGCUUAUAAGGAGAUUCACGUGAUCUUAACACUAAUAUCGAUUAUUUCUUUCCAUCACUACUGCGGUGUUCGUCACACUUGAUUUGUAUAAAACAUUUUACUUUUGAAUUAAAAUGUGCACCAUCUCUUAUCCAUUGACUAGGUGUUUAUCCUUAUUUUAAAUAAAACUAAAUAAUUCUUAGUUUCUUUCGACCUGUUACACUAAAAUAUCUAAAUUAACAUAAUAGUUAGUUGCGCCGAGUAGAAAUGGUGGAGAAUAUUAUUCUAAAUAAAAUUGGAGAUGGGACACCAGUGUCUACAAUUUGGAACACAGACGGUGCUCAUCAGGACAGUCAAGAGAAGCCCGCCCAUUACGAGAAGGCCAUUACAGAAGUUGGUUUUGGGAAGUAUAAUGUAAUGCUUAUUUUAACAUUAAUUCCAUCAGCGUUUGCUACCUCAUUUAGCACUUCUACAAUGUCUUACGUGUUUCCGAUAGCGCAAUGCGACUUAAACUUAACAUUGGACAACAAGGGAAUGUUGAACUCCAUAACUUACUUUGGGAUGUUGUCCAGUGGAUUUUUAUCGGGAUUUUUGACUGAUACGUUAGGCAGGAAGAAACUAAUGAUCUACGCAUUUAUAUUCGAUGGAUUUGUUGUAAUUAUGUGUGCUUUCUCAAAAAGUUUCACUUACUUAACGAUUGUGAAGUUCUUUGAAGGGUUCAUUGAAAAUGGAGGUUUUGCAGCAGUAAUAGCGUACACCAGUGAAUUCAAUUCGGCCAAAUUUCGCCCUUUUAUUCCCUUAUUUAACGGAAUCUUUGUUAAUAGUGGUGCAGUAGUUUUACCACUCAUGGCAUGGAUAAUAUUCACAGAUUCAAUCAACAUAUCAACUUUCGGCGGCUUCAUAGUUUUAAGGUCUUGGAAUCUAUUUAUUCUCGCCACUGCAAUUCCCAGUUUGAUGGCUGGAUUCCUGUAUAUACUUUUACCAGAAAGUCCCAAAUUUCUAAUGACUGUUGGAAAAAACGACGAGGCUCUAAAGACCUUUAACAAAAUGUACAAGUGCAAUAAUGGUAGCACAAAGGGCGAGUAUCCGAUAAAAGCUCUGGUAGAUGAACCGAAACUGCAAGGAAAUGAAAAACUUGGACAUGUUACUUCACAGCGCAGCAACAUUCAGGCAUUGAAAGAAGGUUUUCGACAAAUAGCGGCAAUAUUUUAUCGCCCAAAUUGCAUAAAUUUAAUUAUGGUUGUGAUUAUUCAGUUUGGACUCCUAAUGGGAAACAACACGUUGAGAUUAUGGCUACCACAGUUAUUUGCAGCGAUCAAUGAUCGUAGUGAGGUUGCAAAGAAAGAAGGUUUCGAUUUAUGUCGUACUCUACAAACCUUAAUUCCUAACUCAACAAGAAGUAAUGGAACUUGCUCUGUUAACUACAAUAAUUCCGAGGUAUAUGCGAACAAUGCCAUUUGUGGAGCCGUAGCUAUCGUCAUCCUACUACUUAGUUUACCUAUGGUUAGAUUGCUUGGAAAAAAGAUCGUUUUGUGUGGUAGCGCUCUCGGAUCCGGACUGUGCCUUAUAAUCAUAGCUUAUUAUGGAAACCACAUUACGGUAACAUUAACGUUGUCGUCUAUUCACAUAGGAUUCAACUACGUCGCCUUCAACACCUUGUUGAGUUCCAUUGUCGACUUGUUUCCAACCACCUUAAGAGCCAUGGCUGUUGCUUCCGCAAUGGCAUUUGGAAGAUUUGGUUCCUCCGUGGGGAACAUAAUAUUUCCGGCCCUGCUGGGUAUUGGGUGCCUAUACCCCUUCCUAACAAUCGGAGGGAUCAUUUUAGUUAGCGCGUUCCUAGCGAUGCUGCUACCAGAUAGUGAUAUGAAAGCGUUAAAAUAAAAUACGAGUGACUUCGAAAUUAUAGUUUACAGGCAGUAAGAUGUUCAACAUCUUAAUUGAUAUAGUAGGUCCGAAAUGCGUUGUGCCGAUCUGAUUGUGUUAUAAGCUAAGAGAUCAUUCACUAGAAAUCGCUCCAAAACUCUUAAUUUUUAUUGUUACUAUCAAAGAGUAGGUAUAACUAUGUAACAGUACGUUAUAGUUACAGCAACUACAGUACAUACCUAUUAGAUACUUAUGACACCAUAAACGUAAUUUAUGCUUAUUUACUGAUAACGUUAAUUGUUUACCCAUUUUGUUUACAUAAAGUGUAAAUUUUACUAAUUAAAUGAAAAUUGUGGUUA
Photinus pyralis (common eastern firefly) is the source of this 2691-nucleotide messenger RNA. Its product is annotated as synaptic vesicle glycoprotein 2B-like. The transcript is spliced from 12 exons. The record is from RefSeq and is a predicted model, not a curated record. Gene Ontology annotation, molecular function: transmembrane transporter activity. Gene Ontology annotation, cellular component: membrane. Bases 737 to 2350 code for a protein of 537 amino acids. Gene Ontology annotation, biological process: transmembrane transport. NCBI's taxonomy places the organism in Eukaryota, Metazoa, Arthropoda, Insecta, Coleoptera, Lampyridae.